Messenger RNA from Mangifera indica (mango), 1347 nucleotides. RefSeq lists its product as uncharacterized. Bases 218 to 1243 code for a protein of 341 amino acids. The transcript is spliced from 2 exons. Lineage: Eukaryota; Viridiplantae; Streptophyta; Magnoliopsida; Sapindales; Anacardiaceae. The record is from RefSeq and is a predicted model, not a curated record.
UGAAAUUACCAUAGUUUAAUGGCUCAAAAGAAUGAUUUGUUCAUGAUAUUAUUACAACUCCCCACUUCUUCAACUUUUUACUCUCCAUUUCUAUAGAUCUAACCCUGGUAAAUCAUCAUCCCCAACCCCACUUCCUUCUCCUUCCUUUAUUUUCUCUUCCUCCUCCAUUUUUCCUUUUCACUCUCCUCUUCAACCUACAUUUCACAAUCUAUAACCAAUGUCCUCUAAAGUUUCGUUCAUUUCAUUUACACCGCUGUUUUUUCUUCUUCUUCUUUCCCCUGUCUUCUCCUCCUCUCUCCCCAAUCCUGACCCUUCAUCAAUCCAACCUUUACAUGUCGCCUCCUCCCCUCCAGCCACCAUCCCUGCAUUCCCGGAACAGUCCAAUCUCGCAGGCUGUCCACUCAACCUCUCUGAAGAGCUUUUCCGUAAUGUAAAGACUGCAUGUGGAGUUGCCAAGCCUGGUGAUGCAACUGGGCAGCUUCAUCGAAGCCGGUGCUGCCCAGUUCUAGCUUCCUGGCUCUACGCCGCCUAUUCGGCCACCGCGUUAGGAGGAGCCAGCAGUGUGAGUCCUGCCAUUGUGGGUGGUCAUUCUCCAGCUUCUGUGGACUUACCUCUGCUGCCUGAUGACUCUGAAACUUGCGUGGAUGAUCUCGGAAAAGCUCUGAAACAAAGAGGAAUUGAACUCGUUAAGCCUAAUGAAACUUGUGAUGUGGUGUAUUGUUACUGUGGCAUUAGACUGCAUCCCCUCAACUGCCCUGAAGCUUUCUUUCUGAACCAGAAAGGAAAGCUUUCUGGGAACGAACAUGUGAAGAGAUUGGAAAGAGAUUGCUUGAGUAGCAGCUCCAAUGUCAAUGGAUUUCCAGGCCUUGGUGGCUGUAACAAAUGCUUACACUCUCUUCAUCAGCUUAAUAGCCAGGCUUCCAAUGCAAGCAAAUCGGAUGAGAGGACUGCCAAAAUACGCAACAAAGAUUGUCAGCUCAUGGGGCUCACUUGGCUGCUUUCUAAAAACCGAAAGGCCUAUAUUCACACUGUUUCUGCAGUCAUACGAGCUAUGAUGAUGAACACAGAUGGCUCUGAUCCUCAAUCUUGCACUCUUACCAGCGAUGGAAUGCCUCUUGCUGUUGAUUCCUCUGACAUUUCGAAUCAGUCAUCAUCAAUCACUCGUCCGGUUCCCCUCUAUCUCUGGCUUUUAUCAUUGUAUUUGUUGUGUAGGUUCCUUACUGUACCAUCUGGGCUGUUUUAGCUAGAACUUGUAAGGUAUUAUAUCAGUGGAUUCAUUCUGCAGAUUGUAAUUUGUCAUCUCAUUUUGUUCCUGUUAAUAUGGCAAGUAGAAUUAUUGUUGUUUUA